CCUGCCCAUCCACAGCCUCACGAGACGAGCUCUCCCCGCAUCCCGACCCGACAAGCAAAAUGGCCAUUAAGCCCAUCACUGGAAUUCUGCGACGACGCUUGGUCCUGGACCUUGCGAUUGGCCUAGGUACCGGCUUCGCCAUGGCCAACUGGUUCUGGUACGGCUACCACGUGCCCCGAACCAACCUCCGCGACGCCUUCUACAACAAGCUCGAGGAGCAGCGCGCCAGCAAGCAGACCGAGUAAAGCUGUCACCGCCGCCGCCACUACUGCUGCCAGCGCGGACGCAACGACGGGAGCGCCUAUACCCCGUCCGUACCAGCGGGCAAAGUGUGUGAAACGGGACGGAGGAGAGGAAGGAAAAGGGCGCCGAGCGAAG
This is a messenger RNA of Purpureocillium takamizusanense, 378 nucleotides long. Its product is annotated as Cytochrome c oxidase copper chaperone. The record is from RefSeq and is a predicted model, not a curated record. The transcript is spliced from 4 exons. Gene Ontology annotation, biological process: mitochondrial electron transport, cytochrome c to oxygen. The coding region runs from base 60 to 245 and encodes 61 amino acids. Lineage: Eukaryota; Fungi; Ascomycota; Sordariomycetes; Hypocreales; Ophiocordycipitaceae.